Molecule: messenger RNA, 941 nt
Organism: Chanos chanos (milkfish)
Lineage: Eukaryota; Metazoa; Chordata; Actinopteri; Gonorynchiformes; Chanidae
Gene: rwdd4
Product: RWD domain containing 4
Exons: 8
Coding region: 45-602 (185 amino acids)
Molecular function (GO): protein binding
Source: RefSeq, a predicted model, not a curated record
UAAUUCUAUGUCCCCAUCGUGGCACACUACAGCAAGGAGAAAUUAUGACUGCCAAUGAAGAUCAAGAGAUGGAGUUGGAAGCCUUGCGGUCCAUAUAUGAAGGAGACGACAGCUUCAAAGAGCUGACACCGACGUCGUUUCAGUUCAGGAUAGGAGACCACGACGAUUCUAAAGCAUUCCUUCUUGACGUCUCGUGGCCGGAGACGUAUCCUGCAUCUCCACCUACGAUUUCCCUAGAUGCCUUUUUCAACAACAGAAUAUCGGCAGCGACAAAAGAACAUAUCAUCUCCAAACUGGAGGAGCAGGUGGAGAGUAACCUGGGCACCGCCAUGAUGUACACCCUGUUUGAGUGGGCCAAAGAGAACCAAGAAUCGCUCAUGGAGAACCACAAACCUGUGGUUUCCACUGUGACACCCAGUGCCAACAGUGAAACUGUGAAUGUCACUUCGAGUAAGAAGAAGGAGAAGAAGGAGCAGCUGACGAAAGCCCAGAAGAGGAAAAUGACAGAGCGGAGAGACAAUAAAGGUGAACUUCCCCGAGGCUGGAACUGGGUAGAUGUCAUUAAGCAUCUGAGCAAAACAGGAGGAAAAGAUGAUGAUUAGAGGCACACUGACGGCUGGAGACACGGUGAACAGACUCGACAUGAAGGAAGAUGCGUUUUGAUAGGAAAAAAUAAAUAAAUAAAUAAAUAAAUAAAAGAGAGAGAAACGAACUCACCUGAUCUCCUUUUGGACUGGCCUGCAGCUCCUGUGGUGAAACUGAGCUGUGGCGUGUUUCGUCGAGGCAGAUGAUCGUGACGUGAGUGAUUCUGUCAUUCAGAGGCUGCGUCGAGGGAAGCGCCUCCGUACCUCCAACAUGAAGACCUGUCAGAUCGGCUGUGACCCCUCCACACAUUCCUCACGGCACGGGACUGUGUGAGGCACGUGGAAAAAAAAACGAAA